AUGAAGCAGAACACAAAUCUCAGACAACUAUGCCAAAUUUUAAUGUUAACAAUAGUAUUUGCAUCGGUUGAAUCCUUUUCUACAUCACUAGCCGGUUGCAAAAACACAUGUGGACAUGUCAAAGUUCCAUUUCCAUUUGGAAUAUCAAAUUCAUCAAUACCAAAUCAAGGACCAUGUUUCCUAGAGGAAAAAUUCGAACUCACUUGUGAAAAUGACACAAAAUUAGUCUGGGGCAAUUUACAAGUUUCCAACAUAAGUAUCAUCGUAGGACAAGUCGAAGUGUGGUUUUUUGUGUCCAGUUAUUGCGAUAGUAAAAAUAACUAUUAUUCCACUUUAGAAACUGACGGGUUCAGCAUAUCGCGCAAAGAAAACAAGUUCUUAACAGUUGGUUGUGAUAGUUACGGUUAUCUUAACAGCGUUUACAACCAAGAAACAUAUUCGACUGGUUGCUUAACUAGAUGUAACGGUAAUCGAAAAAGAAUUGAAAACGGAACAUGUUCAGGUAUUGGUUGCUGUCAAGUUGAUAUUCCUCCUAUGAUGAGGAAUAUAAGUAUACAAGCUUUUGAUUUUGAUAAUUCCACAGAACGUGCAGGGUGUAGCAAUUCAUUCGUUGUUAAAAAUGGAUUUUAUAAUUUUAAUGUUUCUCACUUGGAUAAAUUUCCACAUACGGAGCUUCCAUUGAUUCUUGAUUGGAGUGUUGGAAGUAAGAAUUGUAAGUCUUCAAAGGGUGAACAUGAUUAUGCUUGCAAGAAGAAUAGCGAUUGCAUUGAAGUCAAGAAUAUUGGUUUUGGUUACCAAUGUAAAUGUAAGAAAGGUUAUGAAGGAAACCCGUAUCAUCCAGAUGGCUGCAAAGGUAAUUUAAUUCAUCCUUUACGUAUAUUAUUUUUGUUGACAAUAUCAUCUUCUAGAGUAUGUAAAACCUAAAUCACACACAUGCAGACGUUGACGAAUGUAAGACAUCGAAUCACACAUG
Trifolium pratense (red clover) is the source of this 973-nucleotide messenger RNA. Its product is annotated as wall-associated receptor kinase 2-like. NCBI's taxonomy places the organism in Eukaryota, Viridiplantae, Streptophyta, Magnoliopsida, Fabales, Fabaceae. Bases 1 to 924 code for a protein of 307 amino acids. Gene Ontology annotation, cellular component: membrane. The transcript has a single exon. The record is from RefSeq and is a predicted model, not a curated record. Gene Ontology annotation, molecular function: polysaccharide binding; protein serine/threonine kinase activity.